Messenger RNA from Daktulosphaira vitifoliae (grape phylloxera), 867 nucleotides. RefSeq names its product single-stranded DNA-binding protein, mitochondrial (gene mtSSB). The record is from RefSeq and is a predicted model, not a curated record. Lineage: Eukaryota; Metazoa; Arthropoda; Insecta; Hemiptera; Phylloxeridae. Gene Ontology annotation, cellular component: mitochondrial nucleoid. Bases 253 to 651 code for a protein of 132 amino acids. Gene Ontology annotation, biological process: mitochondrial DNA replication; positive regulation of helicase activity. Gene Ontology annotation, molecular function: single-stranded DNA binding. The transcript is spliced from 4 exons.
UAUCAGAAUAGCAUUGCUAAUGAGUCAACCACAUAUGAUUGUGUGCAAACCACUAAAAACUACAUAGACAAUUAAAAUUAUGUUGCUUCUAUAUUGUAUAUCCAUGAGGUUACAGGAUUACAUUGAUUUAUUGUUAUUAUAAUAAACUUAGUUAAUCAAAAAUUACAAACAUAAAGUGAUGAAAACAAUAAAUAGUAUAAUAAAGUUAAAAACUACACUUAUAAUAAGAGCAUUUUGAAUGUUUGCAAGAAAAUGCAAAUUCCAAAGUUACACACAAAGAAUAAUUAUACUCAAGAAUCACCAAUGCCUCUCAAAAUAGAAAAAACAUUAAAUAGUGUAACACUACUGGGAAGAGUUGGUGCUGAGCCUCAAAAACGGGGAUCUGAAGAUCAUCCUGUUGUUGUGUUUUCCCUAGCUACUCAUCAAAAUUAUAUUCAAAAUAAUGAAAAUACUCAAAAAACUGAAUGGCAUCGUGUAGUUGUUUUUAAGCCUGGUUUGCGAGAUUCUGUUUAUAAUUACUUGCAAAAAGGACAGCGUGUUUAUGUGAGUGGACGUCUUAUGUAUGGAGAACUUAAAGACGACUCUGGAAAUACUAGAACGACUGCAUCAGUAGCUGCUGAUGAUGUUAUAUUUUUUAACACAAAUAAUUAGUAUUUAUUUUUUUUUUAUAUAUAAAAAAAUGAAUAUCAUUUAUUUACACUUUUUUGUUAGUAUUUAUUAAGUGUAUAUUAUUAUUUUACUAUCAUAAAAUAAUUAUUUUGUAUUAUAUUGGUUAUUUUGUUCCAAUACCAAAAUUUUGAUGCUUUAAUUAACUAUAUGAGUUUGUAUAAAAAGAAUAAGACUGUGGACUACCUAUUUCUAAUUAUA